Osmia lignaria (orchard mason bee) is the source of this 627-nucleotide messenger RNA. Lineage: Eukaryota; Metazoa; Arthropoda; Insecta; Hymenoptera; Megachilidae. The record is from RefSeq and is a predicted model, not a curated record.
CUACGCGUAUUCACACUAGUCCUCUAUAAAUAUGUUUUCCAGGCGUCGACAGGCGUCAGUCAGUUCGAGGUUUUACAUUGUUUCGAAAGGAUAAUCAAUAUGAAGUACUUGUUGGUGAUCAGUUGCCUCCUUCUCGUUACGGAUGUGAUUCGUGCCGAUGAAGAAGUACUGGAAGUUCUAAAGGAAUUCGCUGUACCUUGUGCCCAAGAAAACAACAUUUUGCCAGAGGAAAUGCCAAAGUUUCACGACACCGAAUUGGUAGGCGAAGAUAGAAAUAGAUUUGGUUGCAUGAAGGCUUGCAUAAUGAAACAAACAGGAAUUUUGGUCGGCAGUGAGUUUCAAGAAGACAAAUACCGAGAAGUCGGGGUGAAGAUAGUUGGCGAUGAACCGGACAAAAUAAACACAUACACAGAGCAAGCAAAAACGUGUUUCGAAGAAGCGAAAAGUAAUACUGACGAAUGCGAGCUUGCGUUCGUUUUUGUAAGCUGUGUAAUGUCCCAAACCCCUGCAUGAUCGAGGAAUCUAUUGUUCAAAUUACACGGAAGAAUUCUUUUUAAAAAAUAUUAACUAUUGUACAAUUGUAAAGAUUAAUAAAAGUAGCGAUUAAAUGAAAAUUUGACGUUCAAA